Molecule: messenger RNA, 1356 nt
Organism: Durusdinium trenchii
Lineage: Eukaryota; Dinophyceae; Suessiales; Symbiodiniaceae
Source: the annotation of a GenBank genome assembly
AUGCAUGGUGCGGAGGAGAAAGCCCUUCACGUGGAAGAGAAGCAGGACGAGGAAGAGCAACUGAGUGAUCACUCUGAUGCUGGGACCAAUCCUGCCCUUAGCAAAGGUGUAAGCCCGGAGGGCACUCCAUGUGCCGUGUGCCGACGAGCUUUGCAGCCAGUUGAGCAGAGGCUUAGACACCUUCCUGAUCGCCCACUUUGCAAUGCGUGCUGUUUUCGCGAGAUGGAUCCUUUCAGGCCCGUGCAGGAGUUGGAGCACGUGAUGUACUUGUCAGUACUCCCUGGUCGACAUUUGACCUUCGAUUUGGAGGUGCCCGACCUCCGGCAGUGGCGCAAGGACGGCUUCGAGGUGGAGAUCCGGGGGCUCCGCAGGCGAUCCCUCGCCGAGUCACAGUCUCUGCAGCAGGUGUGGCCAAGCUUCCUGAGUAUCGAAGUGAAUGGCCACGAGGUGUUCACUACGAAAGUCCCAUUGCGCGGGCAUAAGCGUCGCGAUUUGCCGCAAAGUCUUUCGGCAAAUCUUCGCCGUGGGACGAACGCGGUGGAAGUGACAGCUGAAGAUGAGCGGAGGCGCGACUUCUUGUUGGCGGUGGUGAGGACGCUGCCAUUGAAGCCUCGGGAUCUGUCCCGCUCCAUUCCUGAAGAGACCUAUCAGGAUUGCAUGCAGCGGAUACAAGCUCUUCUGCGGGAGUCUUUGGCACAAGGGCGGGCCCACCACGGUCUCGACGGCGUCGAACGGGUCGGCGAUGAACGGUUGAAGCUGCAAUGCCCUAUUAUGCUGACACGGCCAAGCACACUUCCGGUGCGAGGUACCGAGUGCCGCCAUUUUCAGUGCAUCGACUUGGAUGCAUACCUCAUCUCCAAUUUUCGCACGAAAGCUUUUAACAGCCGCUGGCGCUGCCCUUUGUGCAGCUUUGAAAUUCGGCCUAAAGACCUGAGAAUUGAUACCUUCGUGCAGAUGUUGCUGAAGGAGACUGAAGCUGAUGUUGAAGAGGUACUUCUCUUUCCCGAUGGAAGUUGGCAAAAAGGAGAACCAGUUCCGCAGACCCGUACUCCGUCAACUUCGCCAUCUCCUCCACGGCCAGCCCGCAACUGCGCCGUCCCCGCUGCCAAGGCUCCAUCGAGGCGAAGGACGAAUGGUGCCGUUGCCAAAGCACAAGGCGCCCCUCGACGUCGAGACAAAAAGCGUCGGAAAGCUCCAGUCCAAGGAGAGACCGGGACGAAGCGCCGCCGGGUCGAGGGCGUGGCACGCAACAGAGUUCAUGCGACGAACUCGCGUGCGAGAGCACAGGACUGCGUUGGGUUGACCAUGCACCCACUUUAUGUGCAGACCUAUUAUGUGCAGAACCCAAUCGUGUAA